CGUGUUCAGAGUUUUCCCGGAGGUCCUGUGAAGAAUGUCUAAAAAACGUUUCGUGCCUUUGGUGUUACACCAACAACACUUGUAUUGAUUACCCUGUAAGAAGCAUUCUUCCACCAUCUUCGUUAUGUUCACUCUCAAAUGCUCGAUGGGGAGUUUGCUGGAUAAACUUUGAGGCUUUAAUUAUUGCCAUAGCUGUAGUAGCUGGACUCAUCCUGGUGUCCUUAGCAGUCUGUUGCUGUUACUGCUGUUACUGCAGAAGGCGUUCCAGGAGUAGGCCAGAUGAGGAAGAAGAACGGCUAGCUAGAAAGAGAGAGGAACGAAGACUAGAGUCUCUUCAGAGGUAUGAGGCUAUGGAGGUGGAAGACCUGUCGAUGAAUGAUGUGGUUGACAGUCCAUCUAGAACAGAUGUGUUGCCGGAGUCAGAAAGGCCUAACCCCUGUAUCAUGACCACCUCCACGAGGAAGAGAAGACUGGUUAUAGUUGUAGAUGACUCCCUUUUGAGGGGAACAGAGGGUUCAAUAUGCCGGGCAGACUCUCCUCUUAGGGAAGUCUGCUGCCUCCCUGGUGCCCGGGUUGAGGACAUCGCUAGGAAAUUUCUUAGCCUG
Molecule: messenger RNA, 605 nt
Organism: Tauraco erythrolophus (red-crested turaco)
Lineage: Eukaryota; Metazoa; Chordata; Aves; Musophagiformes; Musophagidae
Source: RefSeq, a predicted model, not a curated record